Molecule: messenger RNA, 2683 nt
Organism: Gracilinanus agilis (Agile Gracile Mouse Opossum)
Lineage: Eukaryota; Metazoa; Chordata; Mammalia; Didelphimorphia; Didelphidae
Product: zinc finger protein 345-like
Exons: 3
Coding region: 50-2617 (855 amino acids)
Biological process (GO): regulation of cytokine production; regulation of immune system process; negative regulation of transcription by RNA polymerase II
Source: RefSeq, a predicted model, not a curated record
UUUGGGUUUCCUAAGGCAUUUGAGAGGAGUCGUCUCCAGUUAAAGAAGAAUGUGUUUGACUCAGGAAUUGGUGACAUUCAAGGAUGUGGCUGUGGAGUUCACCCAGGAGGAGUGGGGACACCUGAAGCUUGCCCAGAGGGCCCUGUACAGGGAUGUGAUGUUGGAGAAUUAUGAGAACUUGGUCUCCCUGGGGCUUCCUGUUUCCAAACUGGAUGUGAUCUCCCUGUUGGUGAGAGGGGAAGCACUGUGGAGGCCUGAGAGAGGAGGCCCCGAAGGCUCUUAUAAAGAUACUCUUAGUCAGAAGACCAAGUUUGAAAUCAAAGUCACAAGUCUGAUGCAGUACAUUUACAUGGAGGAAUCAUACAAGACAGAUCUUCCAGUAAAUAUUCCCUGGCAUUCAAGCACAGCAGAACCAGUGGAAUGUGAUAUUAAUUUAAAGAUGCAGAAGAGCAAUCAGGAGAGACAGUCCAGUCUUAUAACAAUUCCACAGGAAACUACUUUUAAUGAAAUGACUACACCAUAUUGUAAUACUUUGGGAGGGGGUUUUAAUUUGGCAUCAAUCUUUGUUCCAUGGAGAAAUCCUGUGAAGAAAAGCCUCCAUAAAUAUAAUACACUAGAAAAAAAGGUAAAGGAUUUUUCAGACCUAUUCAUAUGCGAUGCAUUUUCCUUAGGGAAGAAUCUUUCUAAGUAUGACAAAUGCAAGAAGCCCUUUAGUUACCACUCAGAUCUAAUUAAAUUUCAUAGAACACAGACUGGGGAAAAUCUACAUGAGGAUAAAGAAGGGAGGAAAGCCUUUGGCAGAAUAUCAGGUGGUACUGAGUAUCAGAAAAUUAGAAUUGGAGAGAAAAAUGAAUGUCAUAAGUAUGGAAAAACCUUUAGCCACCAAAAAAGAUUGAUAAAAAUGAAUAAAAUUAAUACUAGAGAGAAGCCUUUUGAAUGUAAUGAAUGUGGGAAAGGAUUCAGCCAGAGGGGAAACCUUAUUACUCAUCAGAAGACUCAUACUGGUGAGAAACCAUUCAAAUGUAAAGAAUGUGGAAAAGGCUUUAGUCAAAGAGGAACUCUGAUUAGCCAUCAGAGAACUCAUACUGGAGAGAAACCCUUUGAAUGUCAUGAAUGUGGGAAAGCCUUCAGUGAAUGGGGAUCCUUUAAUAGACAUCUCAGAACUCAUACUGGUGAGAAACCCUUUGAAUGUCAUGAAUGUGGGAAAGGAUUCAGCCAAAGGGGAACUCUCAUUAGCCAUCAGAGAACACAUACUGGAGAAAAACCCUUUGAAUGUCAUGAAUGUGGAAAAGCCUUCACUUCAAGUAAUGGACUCAAAACACAUCAGAGAAAUCAUACUGGUGAAAAACCUUUUGAAUGUCAUGAAUGUGGAAAAACCUUCACUGAGCGUAAAGUACUCAGAAUCCACCAGAGAAUACAUACAGGAGUGAAACCCUUUGAAUGUAAUGAAUGUGGGAAGGCCUUUAGUGACAGUAAUGUCCUCAGAAGCCAUCAGAGAACUCAUACUGGAGAAAAACCCUUUGAAUGUCAGGAAUGUGGGAAAGGCUUUAGUCAGAAGGGAACUCUUAAUAGCCAUCAGAGAACUCAUACCGGAGAGAAACCCUUUGAGUGUCAGGAAUGUGGGAAAGGCUUCAGUUGGAAGGCAAGUCUUAUUGCCCAUCAGAGAACUCAUACUGGAGAGAAACCCUUUGAAUGUCAGGAAUGUGGGAAAGGAUUCAGACAGAGGGCAAACCUUACUACCCAUCAGAGAACUCAUACUGGAGAGAAACCUUUUGAAUGUAAUCAAUGUGGCAAAGCCUUCAGUAAAAGUAAUAUUCUCAAAACACAUCAAAGAACUCACACUGGAUUAAAACCCUUUGAAUGUAAUCAAUGUGGAAAGGCUUUCAGUGAUGGUAAUGUUCUCAAAAGCCAUCAGAGAACUCAUACUGGAGAGAAACCUUUUGAAUGUCAGGAAUGUGGGAAAGGCUUUAGCUGGCGGGCUAGCCUUAUUACCCAUAUGAGAAUUCAUACUGGAGAAAAGCCCUUUGAAUGUCACAAAUGUGAGAAAGCCUUCAGUCAGUGGGGAUCAUUUAAUAAACACCAGAAAACUCAUACUGGAGAGAAACCCUUUGAAUGUCAUGAAUGUGGAAAAGGAUUCAGACAAAGGGUAAACCUCAUUACCCAUCAGAGAAUUCAUACUGGUGAGAAACCCUUUGAAUGCCAUGAAUGUGGAAAAGCCUUCAGUGAGAAGGGACACCUUAUUAGACAUCAGAGGACUCAUACUGGAGAGAAAUCCUUUGAGUGUAAUGAAUGUGGGAAAGCCUUUGUUGAGAGACGGUCCUUUAAUAGACAUCAGAGGACUCAUACUGGAGAGAAACCCUUUGAAUGUCAUGAAUGUGGGAAAGGAUUUAGACAGAGAGUAAGUCUCAUUACCCAUCAGAGAAUUCAUACUGGUGAGAAACCUUUUGAAUGUCAUGAAUGUGGAAAAGGAUUCAGACAGAAGAUAAACCUCAUUACCCAUCAGAGAAUUCAUACUGGUGAGAAACCUUUUGAAUGUCAAGAAUGUGGAAAAGCCUUCAGUGAGAAGGGACACCUUAACAGACAUCAGAGGAUUCAUGCUAGAAAGAAAUCCUUUUAGUGGAAUGAAUGUGGGAAAGCCUUCAUCUAGAGGGGAUCCUUUAAUGGACUUUAAAGAACUCAUACU